UCUCCAGCGCUGCUGCCUGGACACAACGCCUGCAUGAGAAUGGACCUAACACCCAUCCGCAUACGGGGGAAGAGGAAACCCCCCACAGCACCACCCACCGCAAAACACCAACUAUUUCCCACCCCUCCGGCUACAACACAACCCCCGUCUAAACGCCAGAAAACCAAGAAGAAAAAUGUUCCAAAACCAGCCAUGCCCACCCUCCAAGGCCUCCCCCAGGAACUCUUGGAGAUCAUCUUCCUCUACAGCAUGAACAUAUCGCUGCCCCGCUGUUGCCCGUCUCUUGGCCGCAAGCUCUCCUCUCGUGCAAUAACGCUCGAGUACACCAUGCGCCUGUUCUUCCACACAAUCAACCAAAAGCGCUUCCACCUAAAACGCAAAACUUCCAGCAUCGCGGCUCUCCAAUCCCCCCUGCUGUCCUGCCGCUUCUUCACGUGGGACUUCUUCCUGGCAUAUGUAGCCAAAGCACAGGAUGCCCGGAUCGACAUGCGGGGCAAAUUCUGGUACGACGUGACGUUGCCAGUCCCCGGGAUAGAGUGCUUUGACGGACUCGUUCCUACCAAGUUCGGCCUCGUGAACUACUUGGGUUUUGCAGAACGCUUCUUUGUCCCCGACAAACUCCUCUGUGGGCCAUGGACGGAUGGCAAAGUGGCUCUGCUUUAUGUUCUGGUCUCGUGGCACGGGCAGAUUGACUGGGAGGGCAGUCUAGCUGGAGAGGUGGCGAAGCGUGGGAUUAGAGGUGCAUUCAAAGAAGGCAACCAGCGUGCAGUCGCGGCGUUGGCUGUCUUGCUUGGUGUUGCAAAGGCCAUUGACACGAAUAUGCUGACAAGUGCGGCCAUCGACUCCCGCUGCAAUAUCAACAUUUUUCGCCAUCUGUUGUUCAAUGCGCAGAUAAACCGCCAGAUAUCAUCUGCCACGCUUGACUUUCUGGAUCCAGCGCUUUGGGCCGUUGCAGAUGCGAAUGGUGCGAGAGGACAGAUGGUGAAAAACAUGCUCAGGAAGGCUGAUGCGUUCGAACUGGAAUUUGACUUUGAUGAGGCUGCUGGCUCGCCCGAGGUCGUGCCAUUUCCUUACAAAAGAGGCAGCUUUGACACACUGACUGGCUUUAAUGAUACAGUACGCGAGAAACUCGAAACCCUGUACAGGAACUACGGAUUGGCACAUACCGACGAAAUGGGUGACGCCGAUAUCACAACGAGCAACUGGAGGCUGGUCGAGGUCGGCCGUGUGGUUCUCUUCAAUGAGGGCCAGUACGAGGGCCGGUUAGCCACGGUCGUCGAGAUCAUCGACCACAAGCGUGUGCUUGUUGAUGGUCCUUCCGAGAAGGCCCCCGUUCCCCGACAGGAAGUUGCGCUCGCGAAACUUUCCCUCACCCCGAUCGUCAUCCCCAAGCUGCCUCGCGCCACCGGUGUCGGCUUCGUCGCAAAGCAGUGGAAGGAGCACAAGGUCCAGGAGAAGUUUGACGAGAGCGCUUGGGCCAAGAAGCGUGCCGCGCUCCACAAGAGGCGGGCGCUGAACGACUUCGAGAGGUUCAAGGUCAUGAAGAUGAGGAAGCAGGCUCGCUUCGAGGUCCAGAAGACCUUUGCUAAGAUCCGCGCCAGCGCCAAGGCAUAAGCUCUCUCUUUUCUGUCGGGUGACAGCGCGUGGUGGUGGUGGCUGCAUGCAGGUGCUGGUGAGGCAUGACAUGCAGUUCAUGAGCGUUUCGAAGGCAACCCACGGCAUUCCGAAAUUCAAGACCUGGGUCCGGGUGAAUUAUUCAAGUGUUUGGCAUGGUGCAAUCGGAUGGGAUGGUUUACAG
Dothidotthia symphoricarpi CBS 119687 is the source of this 1798-nucleotide messenger RNA. RefSeq lists its product as uncharacterized. Gene Ontology annotation, molecular function: RNA binding; structural constituent of ribosome. Gene Ontology annotation, biological process: ribosomal large subunit biogenesis; translation. Lineage: Eukaryota; Fungi; Ascomycota; Dothideomycetes; Pleosporales; Dothidotthiaceae. The coding region runs from base 34 to 1614 and encodes 526 amino acids. The record is from RefSeq and is a predicted model, not a curated record. Gene Ontology annotation, cellular component: cytosolic large ribosomal subunit; ribosome. The transcript is spliced from 4 exons.